AAGUCGACCUCUGGUAUCCGUGGAUACGAGAGCUGGCCACGUGAUCCAGCGCGAGACACUUGGCGAAGUUUUGUCAAUGGACGUUUAGUGGAAAUAAGGAAAGUGGUCACAAGUUUGGAGUUACAUAUAGAGGAAUUACAUACACUGUCAGGUAUGCAAGGAUAGAACCGUGACCACCAUGACGUCCACGACCCAUUUGCCGCGUAUCACACCGGCGUCCACGCCGCUGCCCACGGGGGUCACCCAGCCACCACCGCGUUCUCAGUCCGCCACUGCUAUCUAUGUCCCAUACCCGCCCAAAGAGCUGACAAGCGCCAUAGACUUCAUCCGGAUCCCAAAGCGUGUGAACCCACUUGCGCCACCACCGCCCCGCCGCCGCAUCAACUGGACCUGGGAGACGACAGACCAGCACUAUGAGAACGAGAAGCGCAGCCUUCUCAUGCAGAAGAGAGAACACACACGCUACCACUCGGCCUGGGGCAAGGCGUUCUACGGCGCACCCGCCGAGAAAGAGGCGUAUAGACGGCAUUUCCGGGAAGUGUUAAAGCAACAGAUGUCGGACAAAAGUGCAAUGGAAAAGGUUGAGUUCCAACAAAAGACUGUAGAGACCCAACAAGCCAUCGAGUAUGACCGACAUUGCCGGCAGAGCGACGCCACCGAAUAUCACAACAAACACUCGUACCUUAUGCAGUAUAGGGACACAAACAAACAGCAAAUGGAAGACAGGUGGGCCACAAACCGAUACAACAGGGAACUAGAAAACAGAAUAGACAGGGAAAGACUUAGAUAUAACCCUAUAAACUGGAGCUGUUCUCUAAAGUAGCCAUCUUCUAGUUAUAUAUACAACAUUAAACAUGUGAUCUUCUAGAUUGAAGAAAAUACCAGAGUCUUUGCUCAUAUUCAAUAUUUAAAUAUCAGGAACAAAUGCAGAAAAAAUACAACAUAGUGGAUGUUUAACUUGAAUGAACAUUUGAAUUUAGAAAAGAAAAUCAGAUGCAUAGGGGAGAUAACCCAAUUUUAAAGCUUACUAUGCUCAUGUAUUAGUCAAGUUAUAUUUAUUUAAGCUUUGUUCAGCAUACAUUGCUACAGUAUUAUGUGUGAUAGUAGUACAUUUAGAUGUUCCUUUGAUUGCACUGAGUGAGUUCCACUUGCAUGAAUGUAUACUUGUGAGGUAUUCUCAUUUACUCUCAUUGAUAGUUUUGCAAAUAACUGAACUGCCAUGUUGUGUUUUAUCUUUGCCCAUGAUUAAAUUAUUGCCGUCACAUCUCAUACUUCCGUAGGGUAGGCACUCUUCAAUGCUUUGUAGAAGUUUAUUUUAUCAUUAAUCAUGUUUUAUUAUUUAAGAUGUCUGGGUAUUUUUUUCUUAGCAGGUGAUAUAUUCUCUUUCGUCUAUUGUCACAGCUAAAAAAAUGCAGUCUCAUUUACAGUAACCUUUGUGGUUCAUAUGAUUAAAGAUUUAUAUCAGUAUUUAUGUUAUGUGAUAAUGCCUCUUUUUUAUUAUUCUUGCUGAAUAAAAACAAUUGCCAAACCAAAUCAAAUAAAAACAUCCAACAUGUGUAUUCUCGUGAUGAAUAAGAUCCCCAGAAAGGAACAAAGCUACUUGUACCUUAAAUUUAAGUCUUAUUUGCAAUGUUCUCAAUACAGCAUCAUGUAUGCAUUAGCAGUGACAUUUUCCAAAUAUUAAAACUCUUUAUACUCCAAAAUUAUUCAUUAAAAUGUGAGGAUGUAGAACUAUGGUCAAGUCUCUAUACAAAUCCAAUGUACAGAAUAGUUAUUGUUAUUCAUAUCUGUGUUAUGUAUACUCUAUCUGUGAUCUGUUUUUGCUACUGUUAGUGUGUGAAUAUUAUGAAUUUCAAUACAUUAUUUGAUUGUUAAAUAAAAUACAAUUUAAAAACUGUUUUAAAAUGUUUUCCCUGAUUAAAGUUUACGUGUA
This is a messenger RNA of Mya arenaria, 1933 nucleotides long. RefSeq lists its product as uncharacterized. Lineage: Eukaryota; Metazoa; Mollusca; Bivalvia; Myida; Myidae. The record is from RefSeq and is a predicted model, not a curated record. The coding region runs from base 179 to 823 and encodes 214 amino acids. The transcript is spliced from 4 exons.